AUGUCGAAUGGUCCAAAGGAAUUCGAAGGAAACAUCACAGUUUAUGUUGUGAUAUGUGGAGUGAUCGCAGCCACGGGAGGCCUCAUGUUUGGCUAUGACAUUGGAAUAUCAGGGGGGGUGACAUCGAUGGACGACUUCUUGGAGGAGUUCUUCCCGGGGGUGUAUGCAAGGAAACACAAGGCCAAGGAAGACAACUACUGCAAGUACGACAACCAAGGCCUUCAGCUUUUCACUUCGUCCUUGUACCUCGCCGCCUUGCUAUCCACCUUCUCAGCUUCCGAGCUCUGCACCAAACGUGGCCGGCGGCUGACGAUGCAAGCCGCGUCUGUGUUCUUCUUGGCCGGCGUCGUCCUCAAUGCAGCCGCUCGCAACAUCGCCAUGCUGAUCAUAGGCAGGAUUCUCCUGGGAGUUGGUGUGGGAUUUGCAAAUCAAGCGGUUCCUCUAUUCUUGUCGGAGAUCGCGCCAGUCCGCGUCCGGGGAGCCUUGAACAUCCUCUUCCAACUCGAUGUGACGAUCGGGAUCUUCGUGGCCAACAUCGUGAACUACGUCGUGUCCAAUAUCCGCCCCUGGGGAUGGAGACUCGCGCUUGGCUUGGCCGGCGUGCCGGCGACCAUGCUUUGCUUGGGAUCCCUCGUGAUCGCCGAGACGCCGACGAGCCUCAUCGAGCGGGAGCUGCUGAUGGAAGGCUUGGCCAUGCUGACGAAGAUCAGGGGGACCGACAACGUGGAUGCGGAGUACCAAGAGAUCCUGCGUGCCUGCGAGAUGGCACGGCAAGUGAAGCAGCCGUUCAGGAACCUCAUGAAGCGAUCGAGCCGCCCGCAGCUGGUGAUCGCCAUCGUGAUGCAGGUCUUCCAGCAGUUCACCGGGAUCAACGCCAUCAUGUUUUAUGCUCCGGUCCUCUUCCAGACCAUCGGAUUCAAGAACAACGCGUCGCUGCUCUCCGCGGUCAUCACGGGUAUCGUCAAUGUCCUGUCCACCGUCGUAUCGGUGGUCUUGGUGGACAAAGUCGGGAGGAGAUUCCUGCUUCUCGAAGCCUGUGGGCAGAUGUUGAUCACGCAGGUGGCUAUCGGAGGCAUUCUACUCGUCAACUUGACAGCCACUAAUGAACUCGAACACGGCGUGGUAAUUUGGGUGGUGGUGCUGGUAUGCCUCUUCGUGUCAAGCUUUGCCUGGUCUUGGGGUCCGCUUGGUUGGCUGAUCCCCAGCGAGACCUUCCCGUUGGCGACGAGGACCGCCGGCUAUGCCUUUGCCGUCAGCUCCAACAUGAUCUUCACCUUCGUCAUCGCCCAGGCUUUCCUCUCCAUGAUGUGCCAUCUGCGUGCGGGGAUAUUCUUCUUCUUUGCCGCAUGGAUUGUGGUGAUGGGGCUGUUCGUCAUCUUCCUGUUGCCCGAGACGAAGAACGUGCCGAUCGAUGAAAUGACCGAGAAGGUCUGGAAGCAACACUGGUUCUGGAAGAGAUUCAUGGACGAAGAAGAAGAAGAAAGAAGAUAAAAAGGACUGUGUCUAACAUCGAUUGUUGUUGCUCUUCCAUGAUUCUUCGCAUACCAUCUGAAGCUCCAAAACAUGCAUCCCUAAUAAAUCCAACUUCUAAGUGGCAAAUCUAGCUUGUGCUAAGCUAGCUAAUA
This is a messenger RNA of Musa acuminata AAA Group (dessert banana), 1625 nucleotides long. RefSeq names its product sugar transport protein MST4-like. The record is from RefSeq and is a predicted model, not a curated record. NCBI's taxonomy places the organism in Eukaryota, Viridiplantae, Streptophyta, Magnoliopsida, Zingiberales, Musaceae. Gene Ontology annotation, cellular component: membrane. Gene Ontology annotation, biological process: monosaccharide transmembrane transport. Gene Ontology annotation, molecular function: monosaccharide transmembrane transporter activity. The transcript has 4 exons. Bases 1 to 1491 code for a protein of 496 amino acids.